Suillus discolor is the source of this 2151-nucleotide messenger RNA. Its product is annotated as WD40-repeat-containing domain protein. The transcript has 5 exons. Lineage: Eukaryota; Fungi; Basidiomycota; Agaricomycetes; Boletales; Suillaceae. Bases 382 to 2052 code for a protein of 556 amino acids. The record is from RefSeq and is a predicted model, not a curated record. Gene Ontology annotation, molecular function: protein binding.
AUCAUUUACAAGAGCGGAACUUCAUCUGCAUUAAGUAAUUUUGAACGUGAGAGGAUGAUCUAGGCGCUUCUUCUACAUAGGAAAAACCAGAUGCUUGAGCAACGACUAAACCCGUAACCACUCGCCUUCCAACCACCAUUCAAGUGUGAAGGGAACAUCGUGUAUGUUCUCACUUUACCCUUCGCGAAAAUAAAGCCGCUGGCGACAGACAGAAUUAACCCAGCGAUUUGUAUCCCCAAAGCCGUCCUGUCGGCUAAGACCAAAGACCUGCUCAUCAAUUCACCAACGAUCAUUGUCCUGGCAAGAAAUCUGGUCCACAUUCAAGAGCUCUUCUUGCAUCGCAUACACGAUCCAUGAUCUGAAUCAGUUGAGAGCAUAAUAAUGAAAAGUCCCAGAUCAACUUCCAUUUCUGGACCGCACAUUCAGCGUCAUUAUGCUGAAUCGCCGGGAAUGCGGGGUGCUGAAGUAUUGCCAUGCCAGCUAAUGGUUCUCCACGGUCAUGUAAAGGAUGUUGUGCACCUCCGAGUCCCUGGCGGACAGCGCAUCAUAACCGGUUCAGACGAUGGUACGAUCCGAGUAUGGGACCUAGAGAAUGGCGCAGAGAUAGGUGACAGGUGGCCAGUUGACGAUUAUAGGAUACCAGUGACAAGCUUAGCAUUGUCCCCAAACGGCAUUACUCUUGCAAGUGGGUACAAGAAUGGGUUAGUGAGAUUGUGGGACAUUGGAACGGGGAAGGUCAUCGUCGAAUGGACAGGUCACACUGACAAAGUACGGUCGAUAUGCUGGAGUCCAGAUGGUGAGCAAGUGGCGAGCGGAUCCAACGAUGGGACAGUACGAGUGUGGUAUGGCCAGAGCGGAAAACCCGUGCUUGGUCUCAAUCCAAUGAUGAAUUCGGAAUACAAAGAUGUAUACACAGUGGCAUAUUCACCAGAUGGGACGAGGAUUGCGGCGGGAGGAGAAAAGAAGAACGCAUUAAAUAUUUGGGAUGCCAAGGCGGGCGAGCUACUCUCCACAGUCGAGUUCCAGGAAGAGGGUUCUUUUAUAAUCACCGGUGGCUCGGAGGAAUCUGAUAUUGGUUGUAUCGGUCAACCUGUUUUCAGCUUGGUUUGGUCGUCGGAUGGAAAGAAGCUUAUUUGCGGAUUCCAAUGUGGCUGGAUCAGGGUAUUCGACACCGCCACAGCCACAUGGCAGGAGAUUGCCAUCAUCAAUUUGGGUCGGGCCCAUGUCCGUAAGGUCGCUUUGUUUCGCAACGACCGUCUUCUAGCGAGUGCAGCAUCGUCAGACGUACGCUUGUGGAAUCUCGAUACCAACCUACAAGUUGGUCCACCUCUCCUGCAAGAUAAUUUUCCAGACUGCUUAACCUUCUCGGAUGAUGGAAAGCUAGUCGCAGGCGCUGGCACACAUGUGUCCGUCUGGGACACUCAUGCCAUCGUAAAAGAAGCUGGUUCAGAAGACCUCGUGACCAUUCCAGAUGUGGACGCUACGGGACAUCCAGCUGAGCUCGAGCAGGAGUAUCAGGGGAGGUUUUUUGACGACACUCCAGACGGUGAUUAUUCUUCCGCGCCAGGUUAUCACAAUUCCUCUGCACACCAUCACCGCGGUCCUUUCAGACCAUCUGGUUCACGUUCACGUGUGCUUUUCUCUCGCAUCUCCUCGCUCCUCCGUCGCUCUCAACUCAACACUGAUAAAACAACGGUACUUCAACGACCUCCAAGGCGAAGUAUCUUUUCUCGUCGCGGUCCUCAUGCUGUCGAGAUUGCUACAAUACGUGACAAACAGGCAUUGUAUGUUGCUCCACGGCCACGAGUUAACGACCCAGGGAGGCCACGGCAUGGCUAUUCGCAAAGUCAAGCACAGGCGUCGAUACCACAAACUCCACCUGCUGCUGGCUCGGCGUCCACAACACCUCCUGAUCCUACUACCACCACGACAGGUGCAGCAAGCGCGGCGGCGCAGUCAAGUCCUGUUGUCGUCAUUGACAAACCUCCAUGGUGGGCACGUCUCGUACUUUUUAUCUGCUGUGCAUCUGCACAAUACCCCAAUAGACAAUAGUGGCGCCGAGACCAGCGCCUGCUAUAUAUAAGCAUUUAUAUAGAGCUAGACAGUGUCAGUUGCUGUAUAAUAGACUCGCUUGUCAAAAAAAAUGAUGUC